This is a messenger RNA of Sceloporus undulatus (fence lizard), 1122 nucleotides long. RefSeq names its product putative sodium-coupled neutral amino acid transporter 7. The transcript is spliced from 4 exons. The record is from RefSeq and is a predicted model, not a curated record. Gene Ontology annotation, molecular function: L-glutamine transmembrane transporter activity; L-serine transmembrane transporter activity; L-aspartate transmembrane transporter activity. NCBI's taxonomy places the organism in Eukaryota, Metazoa, Chordata, Lepidosauria, Squamata, Phrynosomatidae. Bases 175 to 861 code for a protein of 228 amino acids. Gene Ontology annotation, biological process: amino acid transmembrane transport.
GAGAACUCCCGAACCCAGGGCCCCGUAAGGAAGACCCAUCUCAGUCUGGAUGUGGGCAUGUGCUCUGCUUUCACGUUUCUCUGUGCAACCCUUGGUGUUUCCCGGGGCUCGCGACGAGCGGUUCCCUGAGAAAAGAGGAAUUAGUCCACCACCAAAUCUCCUCUGCCGCCAGAGAUGACUCAGUGCCACGUGGGCAUCAACAGCGACUAUGGGGAGUGGGAGUGGGGGGCGGACGCGGGCGAGCGCGCCCGGCUCCUGCAGAGCCCCAGCGUGGAGAUGGCCCCCAAGGAGGACGAAGGGCACAGGCCGGCCAGCACUUCUGCCCUGGGGGCUGUCUUCAUCGUCGUGAACGCCGCUCUCGGAGCCGGUCUGCUCAACUUCCCAGCUGCCUUCAGUAUGGCGGGCGGCGUGGCAGCCGGGAUCGCUCUGCAGAUGGUCAUGCUGGUUUCCAUCAUUGGCGGCCUGGUCAUUCUUGCCUACUGCUCCCAGGCCAGCAAUGAGCGCACCUACCAGGAAGUGGUGUGGGCAGUGUGCGGCAAGGUCACUGGCAUCCUGUGUGAGGUCGCCAUUGCUGUCUACACUUUCGGCACUUGCAUUGCCUUCCUCAUCAUCAUUGGAGACCAACAGGACAAGAUAAUUGCAGCUUUGGUGAAGGACUCCACCGGGACGGAGAAUGGCCACUGGUACACAGACCGGAAGUUCACCAUCAGCCUCACCGCUUUCUUACUCAUCCUGCCCCUCUCAGUUCCUAAGGAGAUUGGCUUCCAGAAGUAUGCCAGAAGCUGGCCUGUCAGUGAACCAGGCAGAAGGAAGAGGGACAAUUAUCCAGUUUAUCGUGAUGGGAUAAAGAAGAGUAGAUGAAGGUGAAUGUCCACUUGUGGGGAGGUUGCUUGGUUGAAGGACCAUUGGAAUGGUACAGAUCCUCCAGGUUUUUAAGCAAUUGCCCUAAAGGGGAUGCUGCUACUGGCAGGAGCCAUUUUGGGUGGAGGCAUUCAGGUGAUGGGUCUAGGGAAGUCACACACAGCAUCUGUGCAUAGAAGAGUCCUCUGUGGCACAAAGGAACAUGGGAUCAAAACAGUCCACAGGAGGAAAACGAGUGUCCUUUUGUAAGGCUGGACUCCC